CAAUAACCGUGCAUUUUCCCUAUCACUUGGGUACCUGUUUCAGUGAACAAAAAUAUGCCGGAAAGUGCAGAAAAUUUACAAAAGAGAGCUGCACUAGAUGAACAAGUUAAUGUAAAAAGGCAGAAGAGUAACUCGAAACGGGCUCUCAUUUUGCAAGAGCUACCAAGUUCAGAACGCUAUGUUCGCUCGUACAUGCAUAGAGAUGAUAUAAUUGACUGCUGUUUCACAAAAUCCCACUUUCUAAUUACUACGUCUAUUGACGGUCAUAUAAAGAUAUGGCAGAAACGAAUGGAUAACAUUGAGUUUAUAAAAGACUUCUCGGCUCAUGAAUCAAAGGUUAUUUUAACCAGUCUUAGCGAUGAUGAAAAAAUGUUUGCUUCCUGUGACGAGAAAGGAAAUGUGAAGGUAUUUGAUAUACAAAAUGUGGACAUGGUAAACGUGCUCUCUGUAAAAUUUACACCGAAAGCAUUGUGUUGGAUACGGAGAAAGUCCGCAGAGUACCUCCUUGCAGUGACAGACUCUGAUUCUCCUUUAAUUUAUAUCUACAAUGCUGAAAGUCGAGGCGAUGUUCCGGAAUUAACAGUGAAAAAACAUGCCCAACCAGUUCAUCUCCUAAAAUACCUCUCAUCUUUUGACAUGUGCAUAUCCGUUGACGUGGGAGGAAUGAUUGAAUACUGGUCACUUGAACCUCCUCACACAAAGCCUGACAAUUCCCAGCUUUUUCGUCUUAAGAGUCAAACCGAUUUAUAUCUUUUUAAGAAGACCAAAGCGGUCCCGAUCAAUUUGACAAUUAGUCCUAACAAAAAGCUCUUUGCGACAAUUUCACAACCUGACUGGCAAAUACGGGUAUUCGAUUUGCUGAGUGGGAAAGUCGUCCAGUGUUACGACGAAAGCUUGCCAACAAUUGAGAAACUUGUAAAAGAAGCAGAAGAGGAUCCUAAUAAUUCUUAUCACAUGAACCAUGUUGAACUCGGGCGGCGAAUGGUCGUUGAAGUCGACAUCCGCCGAGCCGCAUUAACAUCAAAUCUCAAUGUUGUAUUUGAUGAGACGAGUCAACUCAUUUCUUAUGGAAGCUUUAUUGGCAUAAAAAUCGCCAGUGUUUACAAGCAUGAGCUGCUUCGAAUUCUCGGUAAGGAGGAUGGACUACGGUUUACACGUCUUUCUCUUUAUCAAGAAGCGCCUGAGAAAAGUAUUGCUACAAAUUUUGAUGUCGUUUCAAGUAACAAUCCUCUUUUCAUCAAAAGCCUACAAAAAGAUCCUGUCCUGGCUGCCUGUGCAUGGAAGAAGUCGCGAUUUUACUUGUUCUCUAGCAAGCACCUAAAAACCUUAGCGGACAGAGAUGCUUUCAACGAAACUUUACAUGCCCAUGCAUCCCUUACUGCGGCUACGAAAAAGAAGCCUGUCAUUCUCGGCAAGGCAGCAAUUUUGCACACAACUGAAGGAGACAUUAGCAUUAAACUUCUACCAGAUGAUGCACCUAAAGCUGUGGAGAAUUUCACAACACAUGCCCUGAAUGGGUAUUAUGAUAAUACCAUCUUUCACAGAGUUAUCAAAAACUUCAUGAUACAAGGAGGUGACCCAGAAGGUGAUGGUACUGGCGGUGAAUCCAUAUGGGGAGAGGAAUUUGAAGACGAGUUUUCUGAUCGUCUAAAGCAUGAUCGUCCAUACACUGUUUCCAUGGCGAAUGCCGGACCAAACACGAAUGGAUCCCAAUUUUUUAUAACAACUACGCUGACACCUUGGUUGGACGGAAAACACACCAUCUUUGCUCGUGCGUAUGCCGGGAUGGAUGUUAUUCAUCGGAUUGAAGAUGCUGAAACAGACAAGUACGAUCGUCCUCUCCAGCCAGUAAAAAUUAUUAAUAUCACUAUCGUGAAAUGAAACCAUAACGAUGUAUCUACCAGUUAUUUAAUUUACUUUUUUUUGUCUCUGAUUGUACAUAGAACGAUAACAAAUGCUUCAACCCAUUAUAUAAUAACGUGCUUACUUUUAUACAAUAGAGUUCACAGUGAAAACACAUACAACUACUAACUGCUGUACAAUUACUAGAGCAUUUUUUUUGUUUUU
Molecule: messenger RNA, 2067 nt
Organism: Schizosaccharomyces japonicus yFS275
Lineage: Eukaryota; Fungi; Ascomycota; Schizosaccharomycetes; Schizosaccharomycetales; Schizosaccharomycetaceae
Product: WD repeat containing cyclophilin family peptidyl- prolyl cis-trans isomerase Cyp9
Exons: 2
Coding region: 55-1881 (608 amino acids)
Biological process (GO): protein folding
Cellular component (GO): nucleus
Molecular function (GO): peptidyl-prolyl cis-trans isomerase activity; isomerase activity
Source: RefSeq, a predicted model, not a curated record